UUUGCUGUGUGAUACUUAUAGUCUGAGGAAUCUUGAUUCAAAUUGAUCAAUUGACUCUUUUAAUUCUUUCACUUCUUUUUCUUUCAUAUUUUUUCCAUUAAUAUUCCUGUUUAUUCUAUCCUUUCAAUCUUGUCUUCUUCACUCCAAUCUUUUAAUUCUCUUAUCCAUCAAUUCACUAAACAAAAAAAAUGCAACAAGUCCGAGUUCCUGAUUGUAAUAUUAUUGACCCAGACAAUGUCAUUAUCAACAAUUUAAAUAAUAUCAUUAUUAGUGAUAAUGAAAACCCAAAAAUUAUCAACAACUCUAAUAAUAGUAAUGACAACAUUUUUUUAACUUCUUAUCAUUCAUCUGCUCACCUAACCCCUCUAACAACUGCCUCUUCAAUCACUCUUGAAAGUUAUCAUAGAGACGAUAACGACGAUGACAAUAACUACCAAUCUUAUUAUUGCUAUGAAAACUUUCACAUUGACUCAAAUUACUCAAACAUCUUGGAUCUAAGAGCUAAACAAUUUCACCAUUUUUUCAUCCAGUUUAUAUCUGACUCAAAAUCAAAGGUAUCGAGAUUGAUUCAAAGACAAAGACAAUUGAAUUUCGAAAAACAAUAUAAUAAACAAAUUUAUAAAGAUUUGAAAUUUAUUAAUAAAAUCAAUGACAAAUUUCUUCAUAAACAUGAUCAUUUUUUCAAACAUAAUAAAAAAUACAAAAAUCAUUUAAUUAAUAAAUAUCCUUUUAAUAAUAAUAAUCCCCAGCAUAGCAAUCCCCAGAAUAACAACGUCAUCAGUAAAACAAUUAAAAAUAAUAAUACAAAAUUUUUCAAUUUAAAACAAAUCAAAAACUUGGCCAAUACUUUCAAUAACGAUAAUGACUCAAAUUUAAAUCAACAUUCAAAUAUUUUUGUAAUUUAUAAAUUUUAUACCCUAUCCGAAAACAACUUGUCAAAUGAAAUCUUUGGCAAAUUUAAAAUUUCAAAUAAUCUAAUCUUUUACCCCUUAAGAUACAAACCAGUUUCAAUCUCAAAGACUCCUUCAAUUAGUUUGGAUAAAUCAAAUAAAAAACAAAACCUAUUGGAAAAAAUUAAUAACUGGAAUAUUCAUUCCUUAGGUGUUAACAUCGAUAUCGAAUUAAACAAAAGUUUACCAAUUUCUGAUUUUGAAGAUUAUAAUGAUUAUCAAAUUUUGAGAAUUAUUAAUGAUUUUAAUUUUGCUAAUAACCAAAACGUUUCUGUUUUUCAACUUUAUAAAACAUUGAUCAAUAACGAUGAUAUUGACCUUAAUGUCAAUAAUGUCAAUAAUAUUGAUAAUAUUAAUAACAUUGCUAACAUAGAUAAUAAAAAUGAUAAUAAUAAUAAUGAUGAUGAUAAUGAUAAUAACAACAAUAAUGAUAAUAACAACAAUAAUAAUGAUAAUAAUGACAAAAAUAUCAAAAAUGGCUUAAAAAUUAUUAAAAUUAAUGAUAAAAUUGAAAUCAUUCAAGUCGAUAUUGAUAACAAUGGCAAUAGAUAUAUCUCUGCAAACAAAUAUAAAAAAUUAGACACAUCUAUUUAUUCCAGGAACGUAAAAAGAACCUCACUAAAUGAUAUUAAUCUCUUUUUUGAUGCUAGUUUAGAUGAUAAAGUUGAUAAAGUUGAUGAAGUCAAUGAAGUCAAUGAAGUCGAGGAUGUUGAUGAAGUCGAGAAUGUUAUAAAACUUUAUUCAAAAGAUCAAAGUAGCAUAUCGGAAUCAACAAUGUAUGAUACUGACAAUACUGAUGAUUCAAGUAUUGAUAAUCUUACUCAUUAUGAUGCUCAUUCACUCUUAGUUCAAAACAACAUCCACUCAUUCAAUAACUCAGCAGUUAAUUCAACCUCUCUUCAGGUCCCAAACAAUGAUAAAUUCAAUAGACACAAAUUGCUCAAUCCAAGUAAUGUCAGCAUUAUCAACUCCAACGAUUCAGUUUACUUUUUAUAUUCUGAUAACUUAGUCGACUGGAAUGGAAACUUUGUUCCUCCAGAGUCUCGCUCAAAAUCUUCUAAUAUCCAUGGUUCCUUUAAUAAUUCCACCUGUUCCUUUUGCUAACUAUUUUGGUUUUUUUUCUGCUUCUGUUUAUUCAAUUUUGUUUAUCUUUCUUUAUCUCGGUUUUUCGAAAUACUUUUGGUCUUUCUUUAGGGGGUUUUGUCUGGCUUUUUGUUGUUAAGUGUGCUGCUUCUGCUAGGUAUAUAGAG
Ascoidea rubescens DSM 1968 is the source of this 2200-nucleotide messenger RNA. RefSeq lists its product as uncharacterized. The record is from RefSeq and is a predicted model, not a curated record. Bases 189 to 2054 code for a protein of 621 amino acids. The transcript has a single exon. Lineage: Eukaryota; Fungi; Ascomycota; Saccharomycetes; Ascoideales; Ascoideaceae.